Molecule: messenger RNA, 1431 nt
Organism: Branchiostoma floridae (Florida lancelet)
Lineage: Eukaryota; Metazoa; Chordata; Leptocardii; Amphioxiformes; Branchiostomatidae
Product: enoyl-CoA delta isomerase 1, mitochondrial-like
Exons: 4
Coding region: 122-1009 (295 amino acids)
Biological process (GO): fatty acid beta-oxidation
Cellular component (GO): mitochondrion
Molecular function (GO): enoyl-CoA hydratase activity
Source: RefSeq, a predicted model, not a curated record
UUCUCCUGCACCUGGGAACGAGCUCAAACAUGGCGGCGCCCUGAUGUUUACGUUUGGCAAUCUCCAACAUUUCUGCAAAAAAAAUAACUAAAACGUCUUCGACACCGCCCAUAAAAUCAUCAUGAGGAUUCUAAGACAGUAUGCGAUGUUAUCCAAACGUUUGUUUCUUUCUCCGUUUAUCUGGAAGGCGGGGAGUUCGCGAUUUCUGUGUAGUCGGGCGGACGGUAAGUUUUUGCAGACGACAAAAAAUUCUGCUGGCGGUUUUGUUGUUGUGAAGAUGCAGAGGCCGCCGGCUAACGGACUGAACUUAGACUUCCUUACGGAGCUCACCAUCCUCCUUGAGAAGCUGGAAGACGACCACUCGUGUCGCGGGAUGAUCUUGACGUCGUCCUUACCGGGAAUCUUCAGCGCUGGGAUCGACAUGAGCGAGCUUACACUGAGUGAGAACCAUGGUCCGGAGCACGUGACAGCCUUCUGGCAAGCCUUACAAAUCUUCAUCAUCAACCUGUACAAGACACACCUGGUUACCAUAGCAACCAUCACAGGCCACGCCCCUGCUGGGGGAUGUCUCCUCUCAUUGGUCUGUGACUACAGAAUCAUGGCAGCUGGGAACUACACCAUUGGUAUAAGUGCUGUGAGAGCAGGCCUGUUCCCCCCGGCAUGGAUACAGUUGUUACUGGCUGACACCAUCGGGAGGAGACAGGCAGAGUUGUCAGUCCUGCAGGGGAAACUCUACAGUCCACAGGAGGCACUAAAACUGGGGCUGGUGGAUAAGGUUGUUCCUGAGACAGAGCUGCAGCCUGCAGCAGAGUCGGAGCUGCGUGAUUGGCUGCAGGUUCCCGACGCAGCCAGGAUCCUCACCAAGUCCAACCUGCGGAGAAAACUGCUGCAGACUUUUCAACACAACAGGGAGAGGGAAGUGGAAGACAUCACCAGAUUUGUUCAGACAGACUCUUUCCAAAACAAUCUAAAAGAAUUCAUGAGAAAUUUGAAAAACAGAAGCAGAUAAUAUGUCAUGUAUUAUUCAAUUUGACAAGAAUCUGAAGUGCAGGUAUGAAAAAAAAAUUCACAGGUCUCAGUGACAAGUGUGCAGAUGUUGAUACACUAGUGCAUCAAAUCCGUAGGUGUUUUUUGGCACCUUUAGACAGAUUAGCCGUGAGGCUAGAUGGGCGUCACUUCACCGUCAUGGGGACAGGGGCAUGUCGAGUAUCAAACUCAGGACCUACUGAUUCUGAUUCCAACGCUCUACCCUUUGCACCACACAGACACCCAAGGUAUGAACAAGCAUCAUAAAAAGCUGAAUUAUUCAAUCAUAGAGAAGCAGAGAAAUUUUAAAAUAUGAAUUUUAAUGUGGAAUCAGAUUGCUAAUGCAAAAGUGAUAACUGUUGAAUAAUUAGAGAAUGAAACAAGAAAAAAGUAUUAAAUGGCUGA